CUCCUCUUCUCCUCCGUUCUCUCUAUACUCUCUUACAGUCCUCAUCUGAAAUUCUGAACCUCUGCAUGCUGUACGUUAUAUCCUCUUUAAAUACAAGAAUACAAAUACAUAUACAGUGACACGAAGCAAAACACGUUGGCGACUUUGCUUUGUGAGUGGGCGUGCUCUCUCUCUCAUGCUCAAUAAAGUAGUGGAAAGUGUAGGAGAUGGGGGAAGUGGUUUUAUAGUGCAACUGAGAUUUUGUUAAAGUGCACGAGCCCGGUGAGACGAGCGUAUGAGAUUUCCAACCGUCGUUCACCAAGUCUCUCGUACCAUCAUAUCGUGUGUCGCAUGGCCAUUUGAAUUGAUCUUCCUACUACUUAGCACGUCCAACCAACUGUUGCUGCGUGAUCCUGUGACGACGCUGCUAGCUCGGCUGCUGCCCUGAUGUUGCAUGGACCAAAAAAAUAAUAAUACAUGUAUAUACAAUACCUACAUGCGUAGAGGGGAUUAAAUGCCCGACUCGACGACUCGUUUUUAUACCUGCAUGGUAAGGUGUACGGUGUUUAUAUAGUAAGUACAGAGAGAAUUUAAAUUGGAAAAUAUGAGCGAGGGUAGUGAGUACAAGUACAAGUGGACGCCGGAGAGCACGACCCUACUAGUGUCCGUCUGGACGGACAAACAGGUGCAAAAACAACUCGAGUACUCGAGUAAGCCGCAAUUGAUAUGGGAGAGCGUAGCUCGUUACAUGAACAAGAAAGGUUACGGCGUGACCGGCAAACAGUGCCGAUCGCGCAUGAAGCAAGUCCUCGUCUGCUACAAGGAGGCUAAAAAAUCCAGCACUAGAGCUGGAGUGGAACAGUAUUACGAGUCCAUCGACAAGGUGCUCAAAUUGAAGAGGCUCGAACAAAUUAACGCCAAUUGUAACAACAACAACGUUGGUAUCGACACUGUUGAUUCCGUUGUCAAUGUCAAGUCUCCUCCUAAGGAGGUCAAAACCAAUAAAAAUCUUCAGAUGCGUUUUAAGUAUCAACAGCCAGCUGAGUCUAUUUACAGAACGGAAGCUCUGUCACCUGUCUGGAGCAGAGGAUCUGAAAAUUAUCCAGAUUCUCCAGAAUCGAGUGAGACAGUAUUGGCUCAACCUUUUAGAGUCUUUUCUCCAGUUAGAGAUGCAGCCACAAACACAACUCAGCAGCAACUUGUCAACACUAACAAAAAAAUCUUACUACAUAAUGCUGUCAUAGAAGAGAUACCGAUCAAAGAGACCUACCGACAGAGUACUUAUUCCAAUAAUUACUUUAAUGACGUACCAUUCCAAAAUACGGUACAAAAUGUACAAAAUCAGAUCAUUCAAGAAAACAUGCAACAGAAUCAAGCAAUUUUACAACAAAACAUGCUGCAAAAUCAAGUACUGGAGCAAAAUCGUUUACAGAUGAAUGCCAAUGUAUUGAGACAAAAUAUUCAGAAUGCAAAUCAAGGACUGUACGCUGACCAAGGAGUAACGUACUGCUCGGGGCAAAUGGCCCAAAUAGGUCUAGGGCAGCAGAACGGCAUGAUUGAUAAUGCCCUGAGAAUACAGCAAAACAAUUGUCAAUUAAAUUCUGCUAAUAACAGAGCACAACCUCAAGAGCCCAAGAAAAAUUUCAGACAGAAUUUGGCUGCUAAUUAUCGACAGUUUCAAGAUGUCAACUUGCAAAAUUACAACCCGAAUUUGAAUCAAGUGGGAUUUUUGUCUCCAAGUAUUUCUCCCGACUUACCACCAAAUUUGAAUGACGCAUUUUACCAACAAAAACCUGACAAGGGCAACGUAAUGACCGAGCCAUAUGCACAAACUGCAUCCAAUCAGUUGAAUACAGCUAAUCAUGAUAUUACAACUAUAACAAAUAACGCGACAUUUAAUGAUGAUACCAUUUCCAUUGAGUUUUUGCAAGAUUCACCAUCACCAGAUGAAGAGCCAGUAAAACUGAAAGAUUUUGCUGUGAAUACGGAAGAAGUUCCCAGUGCUCCAUUUAGAAAAAAGAAGGCAGAGAAGUUGGAAAGACUGAUGAUGAAUGCAAUUAAUUCACAAACUGAAGUUGUCAAUAAGAUCCUGGCGGCACAGAACGACAUGGUUAGUCGCGUUCUCGAUCUGGACCGCGAUCGUCAGAAUCGGUUGGAAACGCGCAUCGAUCAUUUAUUAGACGUCGUCCAACACGCUGUACUUAAUAAAAGCGGUAACAGCGAUCAAAACUCGGCCGACAUACAACCACCUCCUUCAGAACCAGUGAUCACAAAUUUACUGCCUCCACCGAAACCCGGCACUCAGCCACCCAAACUCGAUCUUGUGCCACCUAAGCCUUGCCGUGUACCUUGCACGGCCUCAGUUGGCACUGGCCAACCAAUGAAUACUGUAACAAUGGCUGCAACAAGACCUGGCGUUGUUUCUCCAGUUAUGAGUCCAUCAAGACGCGUUGGUGCCAUUUGGCAAAAGCUGGGGCCCGUUUCUACCUCGCCCUUUGUACGCGCCCAGCAGCAGCUUGGUUGUAAGCCGAUAAACGCAGUGGGCAACGACGUGCGCACUCAAUCAUCCGCCGAACGGCGAAUCGUUAAAGGAUUUGACACAGGAAUGGACAUGAAGACUCUUAUUUUUGAAACAAACAACUUUCUCGAAUCCGAACGUCAUGUACAAGAGGUUGUAGAAAACGCACGUCUAAAGGCAUUAAUGAAUCAAGAUUUGCAGUCACGACGUCGGCUUUUUACGCAACGCGAGCCUAAUGCCGCGAUUAUCCUCACUGCUGCUUUUCUCGACGCUGAAAUUCAGUCGGCUGAAAUUUAUGAAAGCGCCCGACAGAAUUGGCUGCGCCAAAAACAAUUUGAAAGACAAGUUGAUGCUCGCGCAAGACUCGCUGAACGACGCUACGAAGACAACUUGAACAACAACGCUAAGCUCAACAAUAACGACGAGGAUGUUCUACUCUCUGGUCAGGGUGAUAGCUACGAGCGUUUGAAGCAGCUUAACGGCGGCCGUGACAAGCUACUGGGUGACUCGCGAGACUCGUCGACACCGGCCAAGCCGGUUUCAGUUCCGAGACGCGAUCUUGUCGAGACGAAUGAACCUAGGCAAACGAUACAACAACUGGCUCAGUUGGUUAUGAAUAGCGCGCGUUGGAGAAAUGCAGCUGGUGAAAAUCAUACGAUCCACCGCAAAGAUCUAAACUUGCGAACGGGCAUCGGAAAUGUUCAGAAGUCAUCAUGCCCUAAUUAUGAUCCAGUGACUUUGCGCAACAACCCUAAGGAAACCGAGUUAGAUAAUCGCGAGCAUUUUGCAAAUAAACAAGAAGUCGAUGGCAAAAUCAAAACUCUCGAGUGGUUGCAGGAGCGUUACUCAUACGGUGGGCAACCAACUUCUGAUACCUAUAAUGCAGUAGCCAAGGAUAUUGCUAGUCGACGCUCUUACAAUCAACCUCCAAAACCACCGCGCACAAUGGGUUUUACCACUGAACUUUUAUACGCUGAAAACAACAACGAUGUACCACGUCGGCAGCAAAUUCAAGGGGAUUUGGAAAAGCGCGUAGGCUUUGUAUUUGAUAAUGCACUGAACAAAGAUAACUUCACUCAUGAUUCAAACGAUCCUUUGGAGGAACUGCGCCACUUUUAUAUUCAAAAACAAAUGAAGCUACAACCCGGUCAGAGUCUUCCAUUUAUUUUGCAAAACGGUCAAGUAUUAUUACCUCAAAGCGACGUCAUUGAGCAUUAUGUGCAAGAGUCUAAGGCCAAAUUGAACAAAGAUACAGAUUCUGACAAUGACGAGGAGUUUUUAGAUACGACAAUGAGCAUGCAGAGCUCGCGCAAGAAUUCACUCACAAAUAUUGGCAGCAAACAGAAUUGCAUCAUCAGUUAAGACUUCAACUUAUUAAACGAUACUUAAAAAAAACUCGCAUGUGGUUGCUUACAAUGAAAUUUUUGUUAAUAUGAAUGAUU
Messenger RNA from Copidosoma floridanum, 3939 nucleotides. RefSeq lists its product as uncharacterized. The record is from RefSeq and is a predicted model, not a curated record. Lineage: Eukaryota; Metazoa; Arthropoda; Insecta; Hymenoptera; Encyrtidae.